Salvelinus namaycush (lake trout) is the source of this 8000-nucleotide messenger RNA. RefSeq names its product kinesin-like protein KIF26A. The coding region runs from base 1 to 7116 and encodes 2371 amino acids. Gene Ontology annotation, biological process: DNA integration; microtubule-based movement. The record is from RefSeq and is a predicted model, not a curated record. Gene Ontology annotation, molecular function: microtubule binding; microtubule motor activity; ATP binding. The transcript has 18 exons. Lineage: Eukaryota; Metazoa; Chordata; Actinopteri; Salmoniformes; Salmonidae.
AUGGGCACCUUUGAGACCGAAUGUGUUAUUCGGGGACGCAAACACAAGCUGGAGUUUGAGAUUGUGAAAACCAGUCAAAAUCCUCUCCUCUCAGGCUCCACAUGCGAACGCCUGGGACUGAUGCAGUUCACUGUACCAAAUGACCUGCACAUUGUGGAUCAUGUCCAGCAUGGACCCCUGUCCAAAGAACAACUACUCAGCAGAUAUGACGAUGUAUUCAACAUGCCCGUUGAAUCAGUGCCUGGGGAGGUACACUUUGAAGUGGAUGAGAGCAUCACUCCAGUCCAGUGUGCUCCUCGCAAUGUGCCCAUUGCAAUGAAAGUGGCUGUGAAGGCCCAGCUGGACAAGUAUGAGGCCGAUGGCCACAUGACAUCUGUGACUGAACCAACUGACUGGAUUAGCAAUAUGGUCAUAGUGAAAAAACCAGAGAAGCUGAGGGUCUGCAUCGACCCAAAGCAUCUGAACCAAGCACUGAAACGAUCCCACUACAUCAUGCCGACACUAGAGGAUGUCCUCUAUAAGCUUCCCAAGGCCAGGAUUUUCACCUUGGUGGAUGCCCGAGAUGCAUUCCUUCAAUGCAAGCUAGACGAAGAAAGCAGCUUCAUGACUACCUUCUGGACCCCCUGGGGUCGGAAACGUUGGCUCAAGCUCCCGUUUGGUGUCUCAGUGGCGCCUGAGGUAUACCAACGCAAGCAGCACGAGUUACUGGCUGGGCUCAAGGGCAUUGAACCCAUCGCCGAUGAUAUCCUGAUCGUAGGCUGUGGUGAAACAGACGAAGAAGCAGAACGUGACCACGAUGUGAAGCUCCUGGCACUGAUGGAGCGCUGCCGAUCAGUUAAGCUUCGUCUUGGCCUGAAGAAGCUGCAGUUCAAGGUGAAAGACGUCCACUUCCAUGGCCACAUUCUCUCGGCAAAAGGCCUGAAGCCGGACCCAGACAAGGUCCAAGCGAUCCUCGACAUGCCAAACCCGUCUGAUGCAAAAGGAGUACAGCGUCUCAUCGGCUUUGCAAACUAUCUUGCAAAGUUCAUGCCACACCUAUCAGCAGUCUGUUGGCCAUAUCUGAAAGAGGAGACACCUUUCACAGUGAGAGAAUACUGGACCUUUCGAGAUGAGAUCAGUGUGCAAAAUGGCGUCUUGUUCAGAGAGACGGUCAUAAAGCGCUGCAAGGCGCAGUUUGCAAGGCAAGGUCAGCCUGACAAGGUAAUCACGGACAAUGGCCCACAAUUCACUGCACAGUUCAAGCGUUUCGCCUCAGAAUGGGAGUUUGACCACGUGACCUCCUCUCCAAGACACCCAAAAGCAAAUGGCAAGGCAGAAUCAGCUGUCAAGAUUGCAAAAAACCUGUUAAACAGGGCCUUGCGCGACAGCAACGACCCAUGGAAAGCGAUCUUACAGUGGAGGAACACACCCACCGAAAACAUGGACAGCAGCCCAGCACAACGCCUUCUGUCCAGACGUCUGAAGACUACUAUCCCCGUAGCUAACAAGCUACUUGAGCCCUGCGUCAUGGUUGGCGUCACGGACAAACUGCGUCACAGAAAGCAGCUCGCUAAGUGCUUCUACGACCGGACUGCUCGAGACCUACCAGAGUUGGAGGACCCGGGCUUCGCCGUGUUCCUGUUUGACAAGCUCCAGCACCUCCAGUGUCCACAUAGGGGCCCGUAUGCUAGAGAGGACAGCACCUGCCAGGUCUGUGGCACUGCCCUUCACCAACUGAGACGCCUGGCCCUGCAGAAAGCCUUGGGCCUCACCGGAGACAUGCCCGACCUGCAUCCUGGAGCCUUCUCCUCAGGGCUGACCCCCAGCCCUGCCGCCCACAGCGUGGUCACCCUACCCUGCCAGGACUGGUCCAUGGAGGACUCGCCAGCCAAGCAGCCACCCAGGUUCUAUGAUCAGAUUCCUGGGGAAAGGUUCAGGGGGGGACUCCAGGGUUGGGGUGGGAUCCAGAGCAGCUACAUGGGAGGCUCCAAGUCCACGGUGACUCCUAUACCACAGCACUUUCUGGAGGGAGUGUGGAGAGUCUCUCGUGUCAGGAGGGAUCAUCAUCCUCAUUCUGCUGUGACACCAGGCUUGACUCCUGAUCCAUACAGGAACUACAUGCCCAUUGCCCCUGGGAGCCCCAUCUACGACUAUGCCACCAUCACUCCUACCGUCCCCCAGCCCCAGCCCACCCCCACUCAAACCAGCCACACACCCUCCGCUGCAGCCUCGUUCUUCAUCAGGGCCGCCCAGAAGCUCAGCCUCUCGUCCAAGCGGAAGAAGCCCCAGCAGCCUCAGCUCCAGUCUCCGCCCGAACCUGCCGAGCCCCUGGUCUACACAGGUGGCUUCAGCGGCGCCCUGCAGCUGUCCCCGCCUGCCGUGCCGCCAUGCCUCCUCCGGGCCGGUUUAAAGGUCAAAGACACCCCGGGGAUGGGAAAGGUCAAAGUGAUGGUGCGCAUCUGCUCUGCCCAGGGCUCCAGCAACACCUCGGAGUCCAGGUCAUUUCUAAAGGUGGACGCCCGCAAGAAGCAGCUCACCCUCUGCGAAACGUCCGCUAACAGCCACUCCAGUGCUGCCCAGAGGCGCGCCGCCGCAGCCGCCCCCAAGAUGUUUGCUUUUGAUGCUGUUUUCUCCCAGGAUGCAUCACAAGCUGAGGUGUGCUCGGGGACGGUGGCGGAGGUCAUCCAAUCGGUGGUGAACGGUGCAGACGGCUGCAUCUUCUGCUUAGGCCAUGCCAACCUCGGUAAGACAUACACCAUGAUUGGUCGGGAAUGCUCCACACAGAGCCUGGGUGUGGCUCCCUGCGCCAUCUCCUGGCUCUUCAAGCUCAUCGAGGAACGCAAGGAGAAGGCCGGGGCACGCUUCUCGGUCCGUGUGUCCGCCGUGGAGAUCUCCGGCCGGGACGAGGCGCUGACCGACCUGCUGUCCAAUGUGUCCACAGGCAGCCUGCAGGAUGGCCAGUCUCCGGGGGUGUACCUGCGCGAGGACCCCAUCUGCGGGUCACAGCUACAGAACCAGACUGAGUUGCGUGCGGCCACUGCAGAGCGGGCAGCCUACUUUCUGGACGCAGCCCUGGAGGCACGAAGCACCAGCCGCCCUCACUGCGAUGAGGAGGAGAGGAGAAACUCCCACAUGCUCUUCACCCUCCAUAUCUACCAGUACCGCAUGGAGAAGAGUGCCAAAGGAGGAAUGUCUGGCGGCCGCAGUCGUCUGCACCUGCUGGAUCUGGGCAGCUGUGAGACAGACAUAAGUCGGACCCGGGAAGGAGGUGGAGGCCAGUGUCUGUCGCUCUCUGCUCUGGGAAACGUCAUCCUCGCCCUGGCCAAUGGGGCCAAGCACGUACCCUACAGGGAUAGCAAGCUCACCAUGUUGCUGAGGGAAUCUCUGGGCAACAUCAACUGCCGAACCACCAUGAUAGCACACAUCUCUGACUCACCAACCAAUUACAUGGAGACGCUCACCACCGUACAGCUGGCCUCGCGUAUCCACCGUAUGAGGAAGAAGAAAUCCAAGUAUGCAUCCAGCUCCUCUGGUGGCGAGAGUUCCUGCGAGGAGGGACGAAUCCGCAAACCACACUUGAGACCCUUCCACCCACGAACCGUGGCUCUUGACCCCGAUAUGCCCACAUUGCUGUCCAGCGACCCGGACUACUCAUCCAGCAGUGAGCACUCCUGCGACACGGUCAUCUACAUCGGUCCUGGUGGGGCCACCAUUUCAGACAGAGAGCUCAGCGACAAUGAGGGCCCACCUUCCUUUGUUCCGAUCAUCCCCUCGCUGAACAGGAAGCGCGGGAAAGACACCCAACGCCCGGAGGUGGAAUACUUCAAGUGCGACACGUUUGCUGAGCUCCAAGAGAGACUGGAGUGCAUUGAUGGCAGCGAGGGCCCAGCUGCCUUGACUGGGGAGGGCAAAGGGGCACACAUAGCCCCAAGGACCAAAAGCCCAGAGGAGGCUGUGUCCCCCAAGACUGUUAAAUCCCCCUCCCAAAAGCCUAUCAUUAGCACAACAACCACCCACACAGCUCCCGCUAAUUCUGAGCAGGAACAUUCCAAAUUGUCCUUAGAUGGAGGGGUCCCAGAGAGUCACAAACGGACAAGUGCAGAUGGGGAGAAGGUUCUGCCUUCUGCCUCUCCUUCUUUGCCAAGAUCCUCCAGAACACCCUCUCAGGGCCUGGAUGCUAUCUGCCGUGCACCCCCUGUGGGCAUGAGUCAGCAGGCCCUAAGGCAAGGACAACAUGGGGGGUCCCCGGUCCUGGAGAGGGCCCAUCAUGGCAGGAGUCCCAUGGAGAUGAGCCAUCUUCGGGCAGCAUUGAGGGGCAGAUGCCUGGAGAGAGAUGUCCUGAGGACCACGAUCACCCUGCAGCAACCUGUGGAGCUGAAUGGGGAAGACGAGCUGGUGUUCACAGUUGUGGAGGACCUACCCAUAGGCCUGGUCCCAGACAAUGGGCGGCCCUCCAGCAUCAUCAGCUUUAACAGUGACUGCUCCCUUCAGGCCCUGGCCUCAGGCUCCCGUCCUGUCAGCAUAAUUAGCAGCAUCAACGAUGAGUUUGAUGCUUACACAGCUCAAGAGUGUGCAUCUGGGGUGAGCUCAACCUCACAGGAGGAGAUGUUUGCCCAUCAUGGUAGCAGACAGUCUUCCAUCGGCUCCUGGCCGAGUGAAGUGAGCGUGUGCUCGCUGGAGAGCGACGGCACCCAUUCGACAAGUAGAUUCUUACAGAGGGCUAAAUGCAUGGCACCGGAGAACACCUCCAUAUUGUCCUCCCCUGGUAUAUUCCGUAGGGAGACAUUCUUGCAGCAUGGCCCCAAGAGCUCCCUAAAUGACAGUGGUGUCUGCUUCUCUGAGUUGGACAGUGACCCCGCCACCCCAAGCAAGCUCUCCCUAACUAAGUGCCCACCUUCUCCUGACUCUACCAAAGCAUCUCUCAGAGCAAACACUCUGAACACCUCAGCAUCUUCUCAGAUCCCACACCAUGCUGUUCACUCCAGUCUUCCCAGGAAAACCAAACCUACCUCAUCAGUUGCCCCAAGCUGCAGCAGGCAGGAAGGCAAGCAAGAUGAUCUCUGGUUGCAAGGGGCCGGCCAUUCGGAUCCUAGAGCGACUGAAUCCACUGUGGCGAGUAAGCCACCCAGAAAUGGCGUGAGUGGCCUCCCUUCCAGGAAGCCGGGAGGAAACAGCAACAGUGUACCUCGACCGCCGAAAGCACAGGUAUCCUCCUCAACUCAGAGGGUGGUAGACGGUUGUGAGAAGUCCAGCAGCAAGAAAGCAGAGACCAUAAGCAGGAUGCCACAGCUCAGGCGAGGCGCCACCACUCUUGGCACAGUGUCAGUCCCCCACAGUUCCCCUGAAUCAAAAUGGGGCCGCGAUGGUACUACAGGCAGUGGUAGUCUGAGAUUCUCCUCUUUGGGAAAGAAGGCAAAUGGACAGAAAAGCAGCAUGCUUCCAAAGUCUGGCUCUAUCUCUCCUCCUGCUCCACCUGUUCGCAAAUCAAGCCUUGAUCAAAAGACAAGGAUAGUCUUAUCUCCUAGUGCCUUAAGGACAGCCAGCGAUGCUGCAAGGUCCUCAUUGCCUAAAACAUCAGUAUCCGAGGAGGAAUUCGAUGUUCGAUUCAGAGGGGAUUUGUUUAGCUACAAAACAUCCAGCUUGAAGGCUGACCAUGGCUCAGCUAAGACAGCGUCAAGCCUGAAGACACGAGGAGCCAAAGGCGAUUCUGGAAGGUACUAUGGUAGCCUAAUGUCCUUGGAGAGAAGUGACAGUCUAACCUCAGUGAGGUCCAGACCUGGCCUGUCGAGAGAGAAUAGUGGUAUUAGUUUAGGAGACAAUGGAAAAUCCAAUAGAUCAGUGCCAAAACUUGGGGUUCCCACCUCCACUACUUCCACAUCCACUGCUACCUCUCCACCUUCCUCUACCACCUUUGCGACGACAAGCAAGUUGGGACAGCUCAAAGCUAAUGUCAACCCCAGGGCCAUAGUUGCCAGUGGAUCAAAGGCUAGAACUUUGUAUGCCAGUAGUUCCAAGACCCUUAACUACUCCACCAAAUCUGAUGAUGCGCCAACCGCACGCAAUGCCAGCCUACCUCCAACUGGGAAACCUCCAGCUCGUUCUUUGCCAGGGACCAAUGGUAAUGGCAAGCCUGGCAGGGGCACUAUCAUGGGCACCAAGCAGGCCAUCCGGGCUGCCAACAGCCGAGUUAGUGAGCUUGUGGCGGGAAGCCCAAGGAAACAUCUAAGCAGGAGUUCAGGGGACAAUGCCAACGAUAGCGGGGCAAGCGUCAGCGGGUCCCCUAUCAGCACGCCGCUACCCUCGCCCUAUAGCAAGAUCACAGCCCCACGGAGGCCCCAGCGUUACAGCAGCGGGCACGGUAGUGACAAUAGCAGUGUGCUCAGUGGGGAGCUUCCACCGGCCAUGGGGCGCACUGCGCUCUUCUACCACAGCGGGGGCAGCAGCGGGUAUGAGAGCAUGAUCCGGGACAGCGAGACCACAGGCAGCGCCUCGUCAGCCCACGACUCCAUGAGCGAGAGCGGGGUGUCCACCUCCAAUAGGAGUAGAGUGUCUAAAUCACCCAAGAAGAGAGGCAAUGGCCUCCAGCGGCGCCGUCUCAUCCCUGCUCCCCUGCCGGACACCUCCUCCCUGGGCAGAAAGGCUGGCGUACCAGGCCAGUGGGUGGACUUGCCCCCCUUGGGUGGGACCCUGAAAGAGCCCUUCGAGAUCAAGGUGUACGAGAUCGACGACGUGGAACGGCUGCAGAGGAGGCGAGAGGGUGCCACGGGGACAGAGCCAUUCCAGGAUGUGGAAAAGGGACUGCUGUACUUCAACGCAAGGCUGAGGAUGCUGGAGAAGAGGCAACAGCGGAUCAGGGAGCUGAGGGCCAAGCACGAGAGGUUGAGUGGGGAAUUGGAGGAUGCCAAGAGCAGGCUGAUGCUGGACCCUGGCAAGUGGACCGGAGAGUUUGAGGUGGACCCGGAUCUGGACAAAGAGUCCCAGGAGUACCUGGAGGCUUUGGAGCAGGCCACGGGCGAGCUGGAGUACUGUGUCAACCUAUGCAAGUCGCGUGUCAUGAUGGAGACCUGUUUCGACAUCGUGGUGUCGGCGACCGCUGUCACGCAAGGGGGGCAACAGAAAGGAGGUGUGGAGGUGUGAGAAAGCGAGAGCAAGUGAGAGAAAGUCGACGUGAAAGGGCAACGGAGCAAAACAAGCUGUUCAGAGCCUGAGAGACUGAUGAUAGAGUCAAAGGAGGAGAAAAGGCCGAUGGGAAAGAGGACUAACGUGAAAGUCAACCGGUGUAGGUUACAGAGGUUACCAUAUGAAUGGAUAAAGGAACAGAGGUGCAGGUGUGCUACUUGUACAGUAGAGAAAGCCUGGCUUCGAUCAGAGUACAAUUAAAUGGAACUUUGGACAAACUUUCUACGUUUCCUGUGGGAGGAAGGAAAGCUCUAACCAAGGACGACCGAACACCUUUGUCACCGUCACCAGAAUGUGCCUUGAUCAGACUGAUUCCAAGGGAAUAUCUUUUUUUUCUGAUCAGUGCUAGUCUUAAAACCAGCUUACCCGAGCAAACUCUAAAUGUAUUCCUUAUGAGAAAAAUUGUAUUUUGUACUGUAUUGUUGUAUAGUGUAUUUAUAUGAUUACAAAGUAUGUAAAAAAAAGAAUAUCUUUUUGGGUAUGAUGAAAAAACAAACCAUGAAUAAAAUGAGAGAAAAGCAAUAAGUUGAUCAUUAUUGCAUACCCGAACCUUUGCCUUUCUUUGUGUUCAAAAAUGUUUUACAGCCUUCUACGCCAGUAGUGAGAAGUUCUGUUGGCCAAUGAGUUUCCUUUGAGUAAGAACAAAUGUUACGCAAACGUUUGUAUCCGUUCCGAAUGUCUGCGCUAGUAGAAGGCUGUCAGGAUUGAUUUGAGCUCAAAACUGACUUACGGUUGGUUAUAAGCUCAGUUUGCAGUCAGUUGUGCAGAAAAAUGUACAAUCCAUACGGAAUGGCAUUGUCUCUUAUAGUUACCAUCAUCUUGCGAGAUUAUGAUCUGCAAGA